AUCCGCCGUGUAUUUCUUAUUGUACGAGAUACUCUCAAAACUCAACUCAACCCAUUCCGUCUAUAUCGUCUAUACCCGCACCGUCCAACCUUCGAUCCUGAUGCGUUUGUCUCAUUGGAUGAUCUCGCAAAAGAUCCGCGCACUCAUUCUGUACCACUACCUUCUAUGUCCCAGUCUCCAGAUGCUGGGCCUUGUUACGAGCCUCCCUGGCCAUUCAAGAACAUGAGUAUCUGGCGCUUAAUGCGCUGGUCAAAUACUGGCAGCUCUUUGAAGUCCGAGGGCGAGGUCACACGGCUAGUCAAGGAGGUCAUUGCUACAGAUGAUUUCAAUGUAGAUGAUCUCCGGGGCUUCAAUGCUCAUCGAGAGAAUCAACGAGCAGAUAAGACUAGCUUAACGUCUGGUUCAUUGAACAGUUAUCUAGCAGGUUUCUGCACUACAGCGGUGGAUAUUCAGGUUCCUUCUGGACAGAAGAAUGUUCCUUCGGCAACAUUUUCUGUUCCUGGACUCCACUAUCGACCACUUCUUUCAGUCAUAAAGGAGGCUUUUUCAAGCCCAUUGUCGAUGUCAAUGCAUUUAUCACCAUUCAAACUCUUUCACCAACUCCCUAAUUCAGAAGUAGAAACCCGAGUUCAUGGCGAGCUAUACUCAUCCGACUCUUUCAUCAACAUGCAUGAUAAAAUCCAGCGCACUCCUCUUCCUCCUGAUGAAUCAGACUGUAAGUUAGAGCGAGUUGUUGCUGCAGUCAUGCUCUGGUCCUUCAAUCUCUAA
Messenger RNA from Lentinula edodes (shiitake mushroom), 768 nucleotides. RefSeq lists its product as uncharacterized. NCBI's taxonomy places the organism in Eukaryota, Fungi, Basidiomycota, Agaricomycetes, Agaricales, Omphalotaceae. The annotation marks the transcript as partial. The transcript has a single exon. The record is from RefSeq and is a predicted model, not a curated record.